AUGGAGGACAAAAGUAGCCAUUAAGCAAAUGACAACGGAGAAGCUAAAAAUAGCAUCGAUGAACAUUCAAACUAAAUAAUUGAACAACUAAAAAGUAAUAAAGUUGAGCUUCAAUAAACCGCUGUUAGAGUUAGAUAAAAAACCUGCACAUUCAAUGAAGUGAAAAAAGAUGAACUUCCUUCUUUUGCACCUGGUUGGAAAGUAUAAAGAAGAAUGACAUUGCAUUAAAUGAAAAAUAGAGAUUAAUAAGAUCCAUCACUACAAAAAUACAAGAAAGAUCUAAUUGGUGAAGUUGAUGAUGAAGAAGUAGCCUAAUAGAAGACUACUGAGGUUGAAAUAAUUAAAAUAGAGAUUGUUUGCAAAGAUAGACCAGAAGGAAAUAUUAUUCUUGAUUUUACUAAUUAGAAUGUAAAUGAAAAAGAAACAUUCAUUAUUAAAGAAGGGUCUGUUUAUUUCAUGAGAGUUUAUUUCAGAGUAAGAUAUGAUAUUGUGUUUGGCCUUAAGUUUGUGAAUAAUGUAUAUAGACACUUCAUGAAAGUUGAUAAAUACGAAGAAAAGAUGGGUUGUUUUCCUCCUAAAAAAGAAAUUUAGUAAAUUGAUUUAGAUCCUGAAGAGGCUCCUUCUGGAUUUUUAGGUAGAGGUUCAUAUAAGGGGAAAAUUAUGUUUGUUGAUAAUGAUGGUAUUGUUCACAUGCAAUUCGAAUACUUGCUUAAAAUUUGCAAGAAGUGGACUGAUUGA
This is a messenger RNA of Tetrahymena thermophila SB210, 738 nucleotides long. RefSeq names its product Rho GDP-dissociation inhibitor, putative. The record is from RefSeq and is a predicted model, not a curated record. Gene Ontology annotation, biological process: Rho protein signal transduction. The transcript has 7 exons. Gene Ontology annotation, cellular component: cytoplasm; membrane; cytosol. Lineage: Eukaryota; Ciliophora; Oligohymenophorea; Hymenostomatida; Tetrahymenidae. Gene Ontology annotation, molecular function: protein binding; Rho GDP-dissociation inhibitor activity.